Molecule: messenger RNA, 849 nt
Organism: Oppiella nova
Lineage: Eukaryota; Metazoa; Arthropoda; Arachnida; Sarcoptiformes; Oppiidae
Source: the annotation of a GenBank genome assembly
AUGUCUUUGGCAAUUGUCAAUUGGUCGCCAUUGCUAUCCAAUAAGUCAUUCAACUUCUACUACUAUGACAUGUGGCAGCUGUACGACGACCCCCGGUCCACGUCGUGGCCAUUCUUCAAGGGCGGCCCCUGGAGUACGUUAGCCAUCAUUGCCUCCUACCUCUACUUCGUUAGAGUGUUUGGUCCGGAGUUAAUGAAAGGACGGAAUGCCUACGACCUGAAGAAACUAAUCCUAAUGUAUAACGUGUUUAUGGUAUUGAUCUCCCUUUGGAUGUUCACCGAAGCGUGUCUUUUGCUGAAUUGGGGUCUCGACACGUGGGGCUGUCAGCCCGUCAACCAGAACUCCAAUGACCCCAUAGAGGAUCGCAAACUGCUGUUGGGCUGGACUUUCUUCAUCACGAAGUUCAUCGAGUUGUCGGACACUGUGUUCUUCAUUCUCCGCAAGAAAUACAGUCAACUCUCCGGUCUUCACGUGAUCCACCACUCGAUGGUUCCGAUACUCGUGUGGAUUGGCUUUAAGUUUCUUCCGGGCGGUGCGAACGCCUUCUUCCUGUACAUCAACUCCUUGGUUCACGUGAUAAUGUACUGCUACUACGCCCUGUCCACCUUCGGGCCCUCCGUGCAGCCAUACUUGUGGUGGAAAAAGUAUUUAACGAAACUCCAGAUCAUUCAGUUUGUGCUCAUCAUUACGAAUAGCGUUCGCCUCUUAUUUCUGCCCAACUGUUCGGCGCCCAAAGCCUUCAGCUAUUUAUCGAUAGUAAAUGCGGCGCUUUUUCUCGUACUCUUCGCCUCCUUCUAUAGACAAAGCUAUAGUCAUCGACACAAACCCACUAAACUUCACACCAAUUAA